UGUUAUUCUUCUCAAAUGUGAAACCACCUUUCCAACAUAUCUCUUUUAAUGCACAUACAACUUUCAGCCUUCAAUAAUCAACACAUCUGACAUACACAAUGGCCUCUUACAUUCGAGACAGUCGAAGUGCGGUGAGAGCUCACAGGCGAGACUCAUCGUCAUCAUCAUCCUCACACACAAACUCCAACCGCACAAGACCACGACUUCUUCGCUCUAGUGCAACGGAACCUUCAAUUACUGCUUCAAAUGCCAUCAGAGGCUCAUUCGCUGGCCCUGGUUCACCACAAAGAGCAACUGAUCUUCUCAACCGUGUUGCCGUCUACUCGCCAUCUCCAGAAGCCUCGACUCCAGGCCCAGUCUCACGCCACGCCGAGCCCAUCUCAAUCUGCCGUGAUGACCGAGAGCAUUCGCCAUCCAGCAGUCCAGGAAGCCAGUCCGUCGUGAUGGUCGACUCACCAUCUGGUUAUUACUUUAGCUUUCCUAGCUUUGAGGAAUGGAACAGGGACAACCAAGAGGAUAUGAACAAGGACUCAGAUGACUGAGAUGUGACGGGAAAGAGGGUGAGAGGAACCGAAUGGCCUCAAACCGAAAAAGGAAGACGACAUGACUAUGACAGAGCGACAACAGUCGCUCAUCCAGCACGGCCACACUCGCGACGAGAUACAAAAGGCUUUCGCUGAC
Fusarium redolens is the source of this 681-nucleotide messenger RNA. RefSeq lists its product as uncharacterized. The coding region runs from base 99 to 542 and encodes 147 amino acids. The transcript is spliced from 2 exons. The record is from RefSeq and is a predicted model, not a curated record. NCBI's taxonomy places the organism in Eukaryota, Fungi, Ascomycota, Sordariomycetes, Hypocreales, Nectriaceae.